UAUAGGAUUGAUGCUUCAUUAUUAAUUAGUUAUAGCCACAUACUUAAAUUAAAAUCGAUGGUGAAGAUGGAUAAUCCCUCAAUUAUGAUAUUCAUGAUUAUAACUUGUUUGGUUGUAAAUAUGUUGGGUGGUGGAAUGGCACAAAUUAGAAACGAGAGUAGUGUUGUAGUGAAAGUUGGAGCUGUACUUGAUGUUAGCAAUGGAACGGUUGGGAUAAUAGGAUUGAGCUGCAUCAACAUGGCUCUCUCAGAUUUCUAUGAAUCUCAUUCUCAUUACAAAACCAGAAUUCAAAUCAUCGUUAGGGAUUCUCAUAAGGACGUCGUCACUUCAGCCGCACACGCUCUGGAUCUCAUAAAAAAUGAGGAAGUGCAAGCAAUCAUAGGACCAAUAACAACAAUGGAAGCAAAUUUCGUGAUUCAAAUAGGAGAAAAAGCACACAUACCCAUUGUAACCUUUUCAGCAACAAGCCCUUCACUAGCAUCACUUCAAAGUCCAUAUUUUUUCCAAAUAUCACAAAUUGAUUCAGCUCAAGUAAAAGUCAUCACCACAAUUAUCCAAGCUUUUGGUUGGAAACAAGUUAUCCCCAUUUACAUAGACAAUAGUUUUGGUGAAGGACUCAUACCUUAUUUAACCAACGUUCUUCAACAAGCCAAUAUCCAAGUUCCAUAUCUAAGUGCAAUUUCUCUUUCAGCCACAGAUGAUGCUAUCACUGAUGAGCUUUAUAAAAUAAUGACUACUAUACCCACUAGAGUAUUUAUUGUGCACAUGUCACCAAAUCUUGGGUCUAAACUUUUUACCUUAGCAAAAAAAAUUGGGAUGAUGGGUGAAGGCUAUGUUUGGAUAGUAACCGAUAGUAUGGCUAAUUUGUUCAAUUCAUUGAAUUUGAAUGUGUGGGAAUCAAUGGAAGGAGUAAUUGGUGUGAGGACUUAUAUUCCUAGAACAAAAAAGCUAGAUGAUUUUGGAGUUAGAUGGAAAAGAAAAUUCAUAAGUGACAAUCCAACACUUGUUGACAUAAAUUUGAACAUUUUUGGUAUAUGGGCUUAUGAUGCUACAAUUGCAUUGGCAAUGGCUAUUGAGAAAGUUGGAAUUGGAAACACCAAAUUUGGUUACAAUGAGAGCAACACAUUAAGCAAUUACUACAUACCUAGUUUUGAAAAGUUUGGUAUUGCUCAAAAUGGUGAGAAAUUGAGUGAAGCUUUGUCAAACGCUCGCUUUAAAGGUCUUAGUGGUGAUUUCAAUGUUGUUGAUGGGAAGCUACAAGCAUCAAUAUUUGAGAUAAUCAAUGUGAUUGGUAAUGGAGAAAAGAGGGUUGGAUUUUGGACACCAAAUAAAGGGCUGGCUAGAAAUUUGGAUACCAAGGGUCUAAUAAGCAAUAAUAGCAUAUAUUCUAGUUCUAAAAAUGAUCUUGGAUCAAUCAUAUGGCCAGGGGAUAUAUAUUCUAUUCCAAAGGGAUGGGAAAUUCCAACUAUUGGGAAGAAGUUGAGGAUAGGUGUUCCAGUUAAAAAAGGAGAUAAUUAUGCUGAAUUUGUGAAAGUAACAUAUGAUCAUAAUACCAAUAAAACAGAUGCCACUGGAUUCUGCAUUGAUGUCUUCAAAGCUGUAGUCGAUGUUUUGCCUUACGCCUUACCAUAUGAAUUUUUUCGAUUUGCAAAGCCUGAUGGUGAAAUGGCUGGAAACUACAAUGACUUGAUCGCUCAAAUUUAUUACGGGAACUAUGAUGCAGUAGUGGGGGAUGUAACAAUCACUGCAAACAGAUCCAACUAUGUUGAUUUCACAAUGCCAUUCACAGAAACUGGUGUAUCAAUGGUUGUUUCAACGAAAGACAACAGGAAGAAAAAUGCAUGGGCAUUUUUGAAACCAUUGACAUGGGGUCUUUGGGUAACAUCAGGUUGUUCAUUUGUAUUCAUUGGAUUUGUUGUAUGGGUUCUUGAACAUAGAAUAAACAACAAUUUCAGGGGACCACCCUCUCAUCAGAUUGGCACAAGUUUAUGGUUUUCAUUUUCAACUAUGGUCUAUGCUCAUAGAGAGAAAGUGGUGAGCAACUUGGGUAGAUUUGUGGUGGUCGUAUGGAUUUUUGUGGUUCUAAUUUUGGUUCAAAGUUACACUGCAAGCUUGACUUCACACUUAACAGUUGAACAACUAAGUCCAACUAUUACAGAUGUUAACCAACUUCUAAAGAAUAAAAUGAAUGUUGGCUAUCUUAAAGGUUCUUUUGUUUAUGGAAUUUUAAAGAACUUGAGUUUUUCAGACUCUCAGCUCAUUACUUAUCAAUCACCAGGAGAAUGUCAUGAGCUUUUCCUAAAAGGAAGUGUAAAUGGUGGCAUUGAUGCAGCUUUUCUUGAGGCUGCAUAUUUUAAGCACUUUCUUGGGACUUAUAGUUGUUCAAAGUAUGUCAUGGUUGGACCAAGAUAUAAAACUGGUGGUCUUGGUUUUGCCUUUCCAAAAGGUUCACCUCUUGUAGCCGACAUUUCUCGGGCAAUUCUAAACGUCACUCAAGGAGACAAAAUGAGAACAAUUGAGAAUGCAUGGUUCAAAGAACCUAGUUGUCUAGUUUCUAGUUCAGAAAUUUCCUCAAAUAACAAUCUUGGACUUGAAAGUUUUUGGGGACUGUUUCUCAUUGCAGGGAUUGCUUCCUUAUUGGCACUACUAAUCUUUAUGGUAACUUUUAUAUAUCAGCACAAACAUAUUUUGUUAAACAAUGAUCCAAUUACUUCAAUAUGGCGACGAGUUUGCAUCUUUGUAAGGAUAUUUGAUCAAAGAGACUUGAAUUGUCACACAUUUGAAAAAAGUGAAAAUAAGAAUGAAAAUAGUAACAAUUCUCAUGACGACGAUUUAGGUGCAGUUGAGAUCUCUCUAGGCACACAUUGUCCUCCUAGUCCAUCUAGUCAAACUGAAUUAAACGUUUCAGUUCAUGGCGAUUUUAGUCCCAACACGGUAAUAGAUGUUGGAUGCAACGGUGAAAUUAACAUCCAAGAAACAUGACAAUCCUCGUCUACAAUUGUAAGUUGGAACAUCAAGCUCCUAAUUAUAUAAUGCUAUUGUUGGAUGCUAUUGUAUUGAACUAUAAGGACCUCAUGGUCAAAGAAUAAUCGUCAAACCAAUCUAGGAACUGGCUUAAGCUCCUGAUUAUUGUACUGAUUAUCAAGAUUAAUUUUAUGCCCCAAUUGUAAUAGCUCAUAAAAAAGAAUAUAUAAUUUGGCCUUUUUUUGAGUUACUUCAUGUUGUUGGAACGUUAACAUGGUAACCUAAACAAAAUGUCAAAUUCUAUACAAAUUUGGCCUUCCCUUUGUUUUUUUUUUUUUGGAUAAAUGCUUAUUUAUCCCUGCAAAAUUUGAGAUUUUUUGUUUA
Trifolium pratense (red clover) is the source of this 3348-nucleotide messenger RNA. Its product is annotated as glutamate receptor 2.7-like. Gene Ontology annotation, molecular function: glutamate-gated receptor activity. The record is from RefSeq and is a predicted model, not a curated record. Bases 58 to 2982 code for a protein of 974 amino acids. Gene Ontology annotation, cellular component: plasma membrane. The transcript has 5 exons. NCBI's taxonomy places the organism in Eukaryota, Viridiplantae, Streptophyta, Magnoliopsida, Fabales, Fabaceae.